Neodiprion fabricii is the source of this 1517-nucleotide messenger RNA. Its product is annotated as lipase 3-like. The record is from RefSeq and is a predicted model, not a curated record. Gene Ontology annotation, biological process: lipid metabolic process. The transcript has 7 exons. Lineage: Eukaryota; Metazoa; Arthropoda; Insecta; Hymenoptera; Diprionidae. The coding region runs from base 160 to 1398 and encodes 412 amino acids. Gene Ontology annotation, molecular function: hydrolase activity, acting on ester bonds.
GACGACGCGACAAACAAACACUGAUAAACGGCCGCCCGACAGAACGGUACGUGCAAGCGCUGGGAUGCGGUGGCGUUGGCAGUGGCUCGUUGCGGAUGAGAUUCCGCAGGUUCGAAAGCUUCCGCAAGGCUGUAAUGCUGCAGUAACCUCUCAAUAGCGAUGAAGGUUCUGGUCCUUCUUCUUGUGGGAUUGAUCGGCGCUGCCGUUGCAGAAAACGAUGACACGGUAUGGACCCCAGAAAUGGUUCAAGACCUUUUCAGUACUGCCACCGUUGUCGGUGCGACAGUUCCUGGACUGGUUGCUCAUCACGGAUACUUUGUCGAAAGUCAUUAUGUGACGACCGAGGAUGGUUACAUCCUCCAAAUGCAUCGAAUCCCAGCGUCUCCUAAGAGUCCUGAAGCUACCAGCAGAGGCGUAGUAUUCCUGAUGCAUGGGCUGUGCGGAAGUUCUGCUGCCUUUAUUCUCAUGGGACCUGGAAAAGCUUUAGCCUACGUCCUGGCCGAUGCUGGAUACGACGUGUGGUUGGGCAACGCUAGGGGAAAUACUUAUUCAAAAAAUCACACAACUAUUACCGAUUUUACCAGUAACAAGUUCUGGGACUUCGAAUGGCAUGAAAUUGGUAUUUACGAUCUUCCCGCCAUGAUCGACUACGUUCUUGAAAAUACAGGACAGGAGAAAGUGUCAUUCGUGGGUCACAGUCAAGGUGCAACAACGUUCUACGUUAUGGCCUCUUUGAAACCCGAGUACAACGACAAGAUUGAGGUCAUGUUCUCUUUGGGUCCUGUCGCUUACAUGUCAAACCUAAUUAGCCCGGUGUUGAGGCUUACCGCCAAAUUCGAGGGUUCUCUGGGGGUGAUUUUCAAUCUCUUUGGUCAGUACGAGUUCCUGCCUAGUCACGAUCUUAUCAGCACAGCUAGUUCGACAUUCUGCGAAGCGGAUGCUCUGACUCAAUACAUGUGCAGUAAUUCAAUCUACUUCCUGAUGGGGUUCAACAAGGCUCAAACCAACACCAGCAUGCUGCCAAUUAUCGUUAAACACAUGCCGGCUGGUGCGUCAACUCGUCAAGUAAUUCACUACGGUCAAGAAAUUAAUUCCGGCAAGUUCAGACAGUGGGAUUACGGCCUGCUGUUCAAUCAGGUGCAAUAUGGGAGACUUACUCCACCAGAUUACGAGCUUAGCAGGAUUACUGCACCCGUCCACUUGCUCUACAGUGACAACGACUGGAUGGCUGCUGUAGAAGACGUCAAACAGUUGUACGAAGAGCUUGGGAACCCGAUUGAGAUGUAUCGAAUCAUGGAUGGGAGUUGGAACCACCUUGAUUUUGUAUUUGGUAUCAAUGCCAAGGAACUCGUCUAUGAACAUAUGCUGGCUGUAUUACAAAAACGAUAUAGUGAUUAGGUGAUAGCAAAAUCAUCUACCACGGUUGCCGAUUAUGAAAAAUAAAAAUUGAGGUUAUUCGAUACAUAGGAUUCUAGUUAAUGUACUAUACUUUUUAUUUAAUAAAUGAAUCUCACGUA